CCUGCUGAUUCACCAUACAAAACCACACACACCGCAGCGAAAACCAGAGCUCCGCACCACCACCACCAACCAAAACCCAAACCCUUCAUCGCUUCUCAACCCAUUUGCUUUCUCAAUGGAAGCGGUGAAACCAUGAACUCUCAUCGUUUAGCCUCUCCGUGUUUCCAUCGCUUUUUUCCCCUUCUUCGUUCAACCCCACACACCCCCACUUCGCGAAACCUAGCUUUCACGUGAAUGCAGUUUAGCCUCUCCGUGUUUCCACCGCUCAAACUUCCAGGUUUUUGGUGGGGGCAUUGUUUGACUUCACUUCUGCUCUCUGGUCCGUGGUUUUCCGGUGAAGCUUUGUUUUCUCUCUGUUGAAUCUUUGAUCCACCCAUUUUCUUUCUGAGUUCACUUUUUUCUUUGAGAAAAAUUGAAUUUAUUUUCUGGGGUUGUUGUUGUUGUUGUUGUUGUUGUUGUCGGUUGGUUUUUGUUGGGUUUAGGAACGGUGAUAUGUGAUAGGGUUUUGUGUAGUGCAAUUUGGGUUGGUCGAGGAACGACGACUCAUUGUUGGUUUGUUAUCGUUUUGAUGUGAUUACAGUGGGGUUGGUUGUUGGUUGCUGCUGAGAAUGUCUGCUUCUGCUGCUGUUGGUGAGGUUGCUGCUGCUCCUGUUUUUGUGGCUUGGGAGGAGCAGGUGAUAUGCCAGGAACGUGGGAGCCGUGUGGUUCACUUUUACUUGAAGGAUGCGGCGGGGAAUUCGGUGCUGGCUGUUGUGGGGACUGAGAGGAGUGUGAGGCACAUGAUGUAUGUUGUCCCUGACCAAUUUGUGCAGGCUUAUGGAUCCACUUUUCCCAUCAACGCGUGUAAGUGGAGGGCGAGGAGAGAGGUUGCCGACUGGCUCACUUGUUUGGUCUCGCAGAACCGUCCACACCCUGCAGGUGUACAGCUGGAUGAUUCAGCACAAGUUGUAGAAUCUCUCAAGAUGUUAACAGCUGGAAUCAAUGGAAUCAAUGUUAACAAAAAAACUUUACCUGACAAGCUGAUUUCUAGGAAGUUGAAAUUUCAAAGUUCAGAUAUUGAAUGGUCAGGCACUGCUUGGUUUUGUGCAAAACAGCUGAAGCACUACUCAGGGUUCUGCAGGAAUGGGACGACCAUAUAUGUUCAUUCAUUUGUUUACAUAAUGGCUGAAGAGGAAAACCACUAUAUUGGUUACUUGGAAGACAUGUAUGAAGACAAAAAGAAACAAAAAAAGGUAAAGGUACGGUGGUUUCACCAUGGUCAGGAAGUUAAGCAUGUGAUACCAGAGUUGGAUCUGCACGCCGGAGAGGUUUUCAUCACCCCUCAUGUUCAGGUGGUCAGUGCUGAGUGCGUCAAUGGUCCUGCAAUAGUUUUGACACCUAAGCAUUUUGAGGAAUACCUGGCUGCUGUGCCCCAUACCUCUUUAUCUGAGAUCCAUAUUUGCUUUAGGCAGUUUAAAAACAACAAGCUUAAGCCCUUCACGCUUACCAAGCUGCGUGGAUAUGGUAACCAAUCUAUACUUUCUUGUUUGGAUAGUCCUAUUAUCCCCAAGAGAAAGGCCAAGUGUCAAAAAUCGCCCACAGGAAAUGAUGAGAACAUCACCCAAGAUGAUCUCUUACUGUCCACCAAUAAGAAGAGUAGAAUUUCUAUGGGGCAUCAAGUUCUUGAAAAGGGGCCUUCUGAUCUGCAAAACUCAGCUCCUAUGAAUGGAAUGGAAAAAUAUGAACCAAAAUACCCAAGUUUGAAAUUAAAAUUAUCAAGAAAAACAAUGGGUAUCACGGUGAUUGGACCUAAGCCUGAAGAGUCUCUUAAGGUUGGUGACAAGAUAGAGGUUCUCUCUAAUGAUAGUGGCAUUAGAGGAUGCUGGUUUAGAUGUAAAAUCUUGAGCAUGUCCCAGAGGCGGCUGAAGGUCCUGCAUGAGGAUGUGAUGGAUGUAGAUGAUGAAGGGAAACUAGAGGAAUGGGUCCCUGCUUCUAGGGUGGCCGCUCCUGACAAACUGGGCAUGCGAUGUUCAGGCCGCUUAACUGUCCGGCCAAGCCCUCCUGAUUAUACUGCAGGUGAUACUUUUGAGGUUGGAGCAGCAGUGGAUGCCUGGUGGUGUGAUGGAUGGUGGGAAGGUGUGAUAACUGCAGUCAAUCCUAGUGGAGAUGGAAAGCUGCAGGUUUAUUGCCCUGGUGAAGAGAAGUUGCUAUUGGUCAAGAAGAAGAAUCUUCGAAUUUCCCGAGAUUGGAUUGAGAACAAGUGGGUUGACAUAAUGGGAAAGCCUGACAUUUGUAGCUACUUAUCACCGAAUGUCAGUUCCGGCAUCAGGCUGUCAGCUAAUUCUGCAGUGGUAGAUGGUUCCGUGUCUGUAGAAAGCAAAUCAUCUUCAAUUGCCAAAGUUGAAGUUGCUCAGAAGGUCGAGCCAGAAAUAUCUGGUCUGGAAGCACCUGAGGACCCGGAAAGCAUGAAGGGAACAACUUUGUCGAAGCCACUUCAUGCCAUUGAUGAAAACAAGGGUAACUCUGGUGGCAGCAGUGAUGAUGGCACUCACAAUGCUGAUGAUGAAAAGAAGCCGCUUGAUGCCUUUGUCGAAGAAGACAAGGACAACUCUGGUGGUGGAAGUGAUGGUAGCACUGACAAUGACGGCGGCGCUGACAAAACUGAAGAGAGCGAGGAAAACGUGAUGAUGGAGGAGAGCUUUGAUUGUGCUGGAGCAAAACUUGAUGCAGCGGAAGCAAUACAAGUUGCAUGAUGAUUAUAUGGAAGCGGUAGAUGGGGAAUUUUCUCUCCUGAAUAUAUAUACUAGAGGUGGGAAUCACCCUCCUUGUUGUAUAUAAAACAAAACCAACAGGACCUGGGGUAAGUAAUACAUGCGGAGUAUAAUGACUGUCGUAGUGUAUAGCUUAUGUUUUUUGGACUUAGAGUUUUUCAUUAGAUCGACAUUCUAUAUAGGAAGGAUGGUAUAUUUUAGGGUCAUGUGCGUGUUAGAUGCACUUUUGCACAUACCAGUUGAAACUGCAUAUCAGAGUUAGCCCUUGCGCAAAAUUUGCAAGUAGACUAGAUUUUAAGUAGUUUUGGCUUUUGACCAUGAAUCAUUUGGUAUUUAUAAAAAUUAUAAAAUUUUGUGGACCUGUUUA
Molecule: messenger RNA, 3117 nt
Organism: Lotus japonicus
Lineage: Eukaryota; Viridiplantae; Streptophyta; Magnoliopsida; Fabales; Fabaceae
Exons: 6
Coding region: 609-2732 (707 amino acids)
Molecular function (GO): chromatin binding
Source: RefSeq, a predicted model, not a curated record